Trichophyton rubrum CBS 118892 is the source of this 3205-nucleotide messenger RNA. RefSeq lists its product as uncharacterized. NCBI's taxonomy places the organism in Eukaryota, Fungi, Ascomycota, Eurotiomycetes, Onygenales, Arthrodermataceae. The transcript has a single exon. Gene Ontology annotation, molecular function: phosphatidylinositol binding. The record is from RefSeq and is a predicted model, not a curated record. Bases 498 to 2672 code for a protein of 724 amino acids.
CGCUGCUGGGGCUGCGCGGCAGGCAAGGGGGGGUCAUCUGGCCUGAAACACCCUUGCAUUCACAUCGCAUCAGCACUCAGCAGGCCCAGGACCACAAGCACCGGCAGGAGACGAGCAAGCAUCAGCAACUUGCAAGGAGACACACACCCAGACCCAGGCAGCCGGCGAAGAAAGGGGGGAAGCAGAAGAAGAGAGGACGAGACGGCCCAGGGGAGGGUUCCGCUUCGGCCCCUCUCUUCAUUUCUCUAUACUUAUACAAAAUCUUCUCCCGGUCCUGAACGGUUACAGCAGAUCGAAGCACCGACAGCUUUGAGACAGCCGUCGUCUUUCGUUUAUUGUUUCCCUUGACCUGCUCUGGUCUGGUCUUUUUCUAUUUUUUUUUUUUUUAUUUUUUUUCUAUUUCUCUUCUUCUUCUGCCGGUUCUUCCGCAGCGUCUUCUUGUUGGCGUCGGUUCUCGGCCAUCAAGGGACUGCUGCUUCUACUACGACUACUACAUCAUGUCACAGACGUCGACGUCGACGUGGGAACGAACCAAGGGCUACUCCAAGCGCGGCUUCGACAAAGCAUGGCACCAGCUGGACAGGAUUGGACGGCCGGUCAACCGUCUAUCCAACAGACUUGGCGCAGAGGCCUUUUGGCCGACGACGCUCGACCAGGAGAGCGAGAAGGCCGCGCGCAUUCUCCGCAGCUUCUGCAAGGACGGCUUCUACGGCCAGCUCGAGGCGGACAGGGACGGCGGCAGCCAUGGCAGCAAUACCAGCAGCCCGCAGACGAAGCCCGCAGAGGCUCGCGCCUCGCCCCAGCGUAGCCGGUUCUCAUGGAGAUUCAGCUUGCAGCCACUACAGUCGCCAAAGUCGCCUCAGCAGCAGCAGCAACAUCAACAACAACUGCAGCCUCCUCCGUUGACGCCGCCUCCACAGCAGGGUGAGCAGGGGCCUCGCGGUAAGCAGCAACGGGCGAUUAAGAAGAUACCUGCUUCUGUUAUCCGACAGGCCAAGGGAUUGGCCAUCUUCACCACCAUGCGAACCGGCCUGUGGGUCAGCGGCGCUGGUGGCAGUGGAGUCCUCGUUGCUCGCCUGGCAGAGACGGGAGAAUGGAGUCCGCCAUCAGGAAUCAUGCUACAUACCGCCAGCCUGGGCUUCCUCGUGGGAGUCGACAUAUACGACUGCGUGGUGGUCAUAAACACCUACGAGGCCCUCGAUGCCUUCAAGUCGCUCAGAUGCACCCUCGGCGGCUCGCUAAGCGCCGUGGCCGGUCCAGUCGGCGUGGGAGGCGUGCUAGACUCGGAAGUGCACAAGCGACAGGCUCCCAUCUGGUCCUAUCUCAAGAGCAGAGGCCUCUACGCCGGCGUCCAGGUCGAUGGAACCAUUGUUAUCGAACGGACGGACGAGAACGAGCGCUUCUACGGCCAGAAAAUCAGCGCUUCCGAGAUCCUCUCGGGCAAGGCCAAGCAUCCUCCUUUAUCUAUCUCUACCUUGAUCCAGACCCUCAAGGCGGCCCAGGGUGACCAGGAUAUCGACGAAACGCUGCUCCCUCCGCCCGGAGAGGCUCCAGGUGACGCCGAGAUCUCGCUCGCCGGAACCUUUGGAGUGCCAGAGGAAAACGAUCCAGAUCCCUACGGUGUCAGGGCCCUCGAGCGCGAAGGUGUCAUCAUCCGCGAAGCCGGCACCAAGCGCACUCCUACGCUCGACGUCUUUGACUUCCGGCCCAGUCCCACCAGCCCCAUCAGUCCAAGAUGGAGCAACAGAAGCAGCUGGCGAUCUAGCACCCAGAGCGCCAUGAGCACUGAUAAGGGCACACAGACCAAUAUCGACGAGCUUGACCGGGGCCGAAGUCCCUCGACGGCCAGCCACACUUCGUCUCGCUCCCACAGCAUCAAGGACGUUUCCUCCUCCAUACACGAACAUACCUCUGACACGGAACAUUCGUCCACAGGCGAGCCCGACCCAGCCUCGAUACCCAUCCCUGCAUCAUCAGCUACGUCCCGUGCACAGUCUAUAUCCUCUAAGGUUCCAGAAGCCAUUCCCGAGUCGUCUCUGCCUGAAUCACUCCCUGAAUCACUUCCUGAAACAGAGUUCUCUGUCGCAGUAGCCGAGCAAGCUAUCCCGCAACGAAUCAACUCCAAGAGCUCCCCCUUCGCUCGAGCAAAGCUCGUUACCAUUCCGAAACGAAACCCCCCUGCUCUGCCCGCCCGGAACCCAGGCCGAACACUAUCCACCGUCGCCACGCUCUCUGAAGCCAGAGACUCGGGCCUCUUGGCACUUAGCCUUGAAUCAGACACCGAUCUGCCUCAGCCGCUAGCAAGGGAAAUCUCUCAUGAAUCUGAGGUUUCUGAGGGAGCUACGAAACGCCGUGGAUCUAACCUUUCGUUGCAUUCACAUACGUCUCAUACGUCCAGGCGCACGUCUACCUCUCCCAAGUCGACAUCUCCCUUAUCAAAGUCUGUCUUUCUCGCAUCGGAGUCUGAUGCUUUCCCUGAGAUAGAUCCAACUGCCUCGAAACCUGCAUCUCCUUCCCACGCGGAAUUAGGCGUCAUAGAGGAGCCCACAGAAGAAUCCAAAGAGGAACCCAAAGAGAAACAUAAAGAAGAACCAAAGGAGAAAGAGCCCGAAAAAACUGUCGAGGAACCUUCUCUGGCCCCUGGCGCGUUCCCUUUAGACGACCAUCCUUAAACAUAUCCAUUCCUCUACUGUUACCGCCAUCAUUAUUUUCCUUAUCACCUACGACUACCCUUACGACCAUCUAGCUGUCUUUUAAUCUCCAAAAUUCUCAUCUAUACCAGAUCUACACUACAUUUGGUUUAAUAUACACCUUACAUUUCUGGCUUCUACUUCUGCUUCUUAUAUCCUAGCAAUGCGCGCUGGUCUGCUUCUGCUUUUGAUUUGCCUGUACGCUUUUUAAUCACAGCACCACUUGUGUUGUCUUUUCCCCCUCAUUUUUCUCUCACCCAGAAUAUACCUUUGUACCAUGCUACGAGAACGGAUUUGGAGGAGGGCGUUUUACUGUUCAUAUUCAGCUGUUUUUUUGUUUUAAGAUAUCCACCGGGGUUCUUCACUGCGUUUACUGUCUUUGCUGUUUUCGGCCUGACCUGCUGUUCCUGGAGUACCCUUUUUUUCUUUCUUCUCAUUCUGUCCUAUCCACCCUCACGCAGAAAUGUACUUUAAACCAUGCAUAUAUGAAACUCCGCUGUAUAUUUCUUCCGCAG